AUUAUAAUCGGCUACAGUGACACUACUCUCACUCUCAAGCAUCAGGGUCUUGAUUUCAGAGACAUGAUCUCCUGUCUAAGUGAAGAUGAACGCUAUUUUAUUUUUUUAAGAAUGCUUACUGGAGAUGAGAUGAGCAAGCGAACUAAAUUUGCCUUUAUUACGUGGUGUGGAAACAAUGUACCUGCAAUGCGGCGUGCUCGCUUAGCAACUGACAAAUCCCUUGUAAAAGAUGUAGUCCAGAAAUGGAGGAAAGUUUCAAGCAUCACUGACAACUAUCCUUGA
Protopolystoma xenopodis is the source of this 282-nucleotide messenger RNA. NCBI's taxonomy places the organism in Eukaryota, Metazoa, Platyhelminthes, Monogenea, Polystomatidea, Polystomatidae. The record is from the annotation of a GenBank genome assembly.